Molecule: messenger RNA, 2068 nt
Organism: Antechinus flavipes (yellow-footed antechinus)
Lineage: Eukaryota; Metazoa; Chordata; Mammalia; Dasyuromorphia; Dasyuridae
Product: olfactory receptor 6V1-like
Exons: 1
Coding region: 701-2068 (455 amino acids)
Biological process (GO): G protein-coupled receptor signaling pathway
Cellular component (GO): membrane
Molecular function (GO): G protein-coupled receptor activity; olfactory receptor activity
Source: RefSeq, a predicted model, not a curated record
AAAGAAUUGGACACAGCUAUUAAAGUGUAAUUAUGAGAAACAUGCUAUAUAACUCCCUCCAAAGAAAAUGAUGGACUAAGGACUGAGACAUAUUUUUUUCUGGACAUGGUCAACAAAGGAAUUUGCUUUGCAUGUUUAUACAUAUUUAUUAAAAUAAUUUUUUUUCUUUUUUUUAGGGGGGUGACCAAAGGAAAGAAAAAUAAUAGAUUUUUGUUCAUUGAAAAAUAAAUUAUUUUUAAGUGCAUGGGAGAAUUUGUAAUUCAGGAGUGCUUCCAAAAAUAACAAAUCAGCAACCAGCUGACUUAAGCUGAAUAGUAUUCUGGUACCAUCAAAAUGGACCUUGGGCUAUGUGACCAUCGAGGUUCUUUUAGCCAUCAAUUUAUAAAAAUAAGUGUUAGUGAGGUCAAACCUAAAGUGAUUUUGUGUAUUGGUUUUUCAUUCUGGUUGCUCUCAGUUCAGUAGCUCUGGUAGCUUUGACAUGAAACAUUUUGUUGGUUUGUUUGUUUUUAAGAAGGAAUUUCUACAAUAACAACAGAAGCAUCACAGAUGCUUACAAGGAUGCAUGAGGUUGGCUACUAAAAUACAGUCCUUCAAUAAGUAUAAGCAGUCCCUAAACCUAAUUUAGACGUGAUUUUCUUGAGACAGCUCUGAUUUGACUAUUCAUUCUUUUCACUAUCUCUCUUCUGCUAAAUUUCAUUUUAUGUUUCUGUUUAUUGGCUUCUUACUAUUCCUCCCUUCCCCCUUUCUUAUACAUUUUCUCUUUGUGUUUUUUCUGUCAUUGCUUUGUUUCUAUACUCCUCUCACUAUCUCUCCUCUUUCCUUUUUUUUCUCUUCCCCACUCUCCCUCUCUCUGUUUUCUCUCUCCCUUUUCUUUUUCUCUGUUUUUCUGUUUUUCUAUUUUUCAUUAUUUAUCUGUAUUUCUGUGUCUGUCUUGUUUUGUUUCUCUAAUUAUGUAUUUUGUAUCGCUCCUUUCUUCUUUUGUGUCCUUUUUCUGUUUAUAUCUCUUCAUCUCUGUUUCUCUUUCACAGUUUCUCUGCCAGUGUAUUUUUUUCCUCCCAUCCCUCCCUACAAACCCUUCCCUAACAUCUCACUAUUCCUUUCAGUACAGAUGACCCUAACCUGGAAUAUGGCAAAUCUAAGCCACCCAUCCGAAUUUAUCCUGUUGGGUUUCUCAACCUUUGGUGAGCUGCAGGUAGUGCUCUAUGGACCCUUCCUGGUACUUUAUCUUUUGGCCUUUGUGGGAAAUGCUAUCAUUAUUGUUAUGGUCCUAGUUGAUGCACACCUGCACACCCCCAUGUACUUCUUCUUGGGAAAUUUUGCCUUACUGGAGAUUUUUGUCACCAUGACUGCAGUGCCGAAGAUGCUCUCAGACCUCCUUGUUCCCACCAAGACAAUUUCCUUUACCUCCUGCAUGGUCCAAUUCUACUUCUACUUCUCCUUUGGUUCUACUUCCUUCCUCAUUUUGGCAGACAUGGCUAUGGACCGCUUUGUGGCCAUUUGCCACCCACUACGCUAUGGCACCUUUAUGAGCUGGGAAGUAUGCAUCCGUCUGGCAGGGGCAGCCUGGGCAGCACCUUUCCUGGCCAUGGUGCCCACUGUGCUCUCCCGGGUGCAGCUCUCCUACUGCCAUGGCAACAUUAUUAACCACUUCUUCUGUGACAAUGCCCCACUGCUACAACUGGCCUGCUCAGACACAUCCCUCCUAGAGUUCUGGGACUUCAUGCUUUCUUUGGCCUUUGUCCUAAGCUCUUUCCUGGUGACACUUGUCUCCUAUGGCUAUAUCGUGACCACUGUGUUGCGCAUUCCUUCUGCAAGUGGCCGCCAAAAAGCCUUCUCUACCUGUAGUUCCCACCUCACUCUGGUCUUCAUUGGCUACAGCAGCACAAUCUUUGUCUAUGUUAGACCUGGCAAGGCUCACUCUGUAGAACUCAAUAAGAUGGUGGUCUUAGUCACUUCCAUCCUGACCCCCGUUCUCAAUCCCUUCAUCCUCACUUUCCGAAAUGAAACAGUGAAGACUGUUAUCCGAGGACAGAUUCAAAGGCUAAGGAGUCUAAAGAAUUCAGCAUGA